AUGUCGAUUCCUCGCUCAAACUUUGGACUCCGAAUACCAUUGCUUAAUGAGAAUGAUGCUUUUUUCUAUGGUCCGAUAACAAUCGGAAAUCCACCGCAAACUUUUCUUGUCGAUUUCGAUACGGGUUCCGAUCUUUCAUGGGUGACCUGCAAGUGUCGAAAAGGAGAGGACCAAUGCAGGAGACAUAACCAGUUCCACUGUCGAACCUCGCGAACUUGUGUGGACACCAGAGAGCAAUUUGAUAUCAUUUAUGGAUCAGGCGCGGUGAAGGGCGCCUGGAUGAAAGACAAACUUUGUAUGGGUCCAACGUUUUUCGGGUAUUGCACCGAUUCGAGUCAACGCUUCAUUUGCGGGAGAAGUAUCAGAGGCGCUUUGGCGGACACCGAUGGAUCGAUCGGACUCGCUUACAACUACGGAAACCUGGGAGAGUCUCCACUCCGUUUCAUUUUCAAUCAGGCUUAUUGCAAGGACAAAAUUUUCUCGAUUUACAUGGGCAAAUCGAUGUUGUAUCGGAAUGGAGAGCUCACGAUUUGUGGAGUGAAUCCGGCCAGGUUUACGGGUCCAAUCUAUUGGCUUCCAAUUCUCCAACAUGAUCCAUACUGGACCAUUCAAGUGCAUCGAGUCUCGAUCGAUGGGCUUACGGUAUGGAAGGCUCCAAAGCAUCGAAAACACUGGGCGAUGAUCGAUUCGGGAGCUUCUCUGAUGGAUAUUGGAACUGAGGCAUUCAACGGCAUUCGAGAGCUCAUUCCCGAUUUCGAAUGUAAUCCGAUCAACAUGCCAAACAUUGUCUUCACCCUUGGACCAAAUCUGGAAUUCAUGUUCACGCCGAAAGACUACAAAGCCUUUUAUGGUUCCAAUCAUUGCUCAUGGCUAAUGUUCGGCAAUCGAACGGGCAAUCGUUGGAGUUUCGGCACGUCGUUCAUCGAGAGAUUCUACACGAUUUUCGACUACAAACGCGCUAGAUUAGGUACGUAUCAACCGGAAGUCGUCUGGUCGGAUGGAGAUUGGGAUAUGACAGUUGAGUAUUGGAAAAGCAAAGAGUUCAUCGCUUGGUUGUACAAUGAAAAGUUUGAUGGAAGAAAGUUUGCACAUAAAGUAGACAAGGUUAACGACAAGAAUAGAGAUAGCACGAUGGGUGAGGGAGGUGCGAACUUUGCUCGGCUUCAAGAAGAGAUCAUUAGUCGAAGCAAUUCAAAGAAUUGGGAAACGGCAAGGCGCGAAUGGGAACUCAGUUAUAUUUACAUGUCGGGUGGAAAUGGGCCUGAGUCGUGCCUAUGCGGUCAGAACCCGAUUGUCGAAUUGUGCGUUCUUCGCAACAACGAAAACCGGCGUGAGGCUGUCGUUGGCAACGUUUGCGUCAACAAAUUCAUGGGGAUACAUCAAGGAAAGAAAAUCUUUCAGGCAUUUCAUCGGGUUGCGAAAGAUAGUUCGAAAGGGCUAAAUGAGGAAUCGAUCAUCUAUGCACACCAACAUGGCUGGAUCAAUGAUUGGGAGAAAGGAUUUUACCUCGACACAUGGAGAAAGCAAUAUGCGACUCUCAGUGACAAGCAGCGGGCAAAACGAACUGAAAUCAACAGUCUUGUCAUGCAAAUGAUUCGCUCGGCACAACGACCGGGAAAUCAA
This is a messenger RNA of Mesorhabditis belari, 1623 nucleotides long. NCBI's taxonomy places the organism in Eukaryota, Metazoa, Nematoda, Chromadorea, Rhabditida, Rhabditidae. The record is from the annotation of a GenBank genome assembly.